CCAGGGGAAAUUUGUGGGGUCUUUCGAAACCUUCUCUUGGCAGAAUACGUCGACCUCGACCCACUAGAUUUUUACGGGUCUUUUUUGUUUCAGAGAAAAAAAUGCCAGCUGCUGCUUUUGUCUUUGAAAACCCGGCUAGUGUCGCUGAGGUGGGCGCAGCCCGUGUCAACAAGUAUGCUGUCACCAGCUUUGGAUCCGAGUUGUCCCAUGACCCCUGUGACCGUCAUGCCUAUAACGCGGUUUGGACGAGGGAUCUGGAGCAGCGAACCAUGACUGCCCAAGUGAAAGGGUUGGCUGAAUUCCUGAAAAAGUAUGCCAUCGGCAUGUUUGAUCAUGGUAGCGACCAAUCCUUCAUCCUCCUUCAACAUCAUUUUAUUAUGUUGGGUCGAGCCAAAGGACCCAUGACUAAACACGAAUGCAUGCCGCUGUGCAUGCAUUCCUUCGAGUCUUUGGUGUCCCCCGAGUUUCUGGACAGUCUGGAAGCUUGGAUGGUCAGCACCCAAGCCAAACUGGAGAAAUUCUCAAUCGAGUUUGAGGAUUCUCACACCCUCCAUCGUGUGGCCUCCUUGAAGACUCACUCUGAUCUGGUGGAGCUGGAGGUGGGUGUUCAGUACUACAGCGACGAAGAACUGUCCAAGUUUAAACUGGUGGAUCAGCGUGGGAUUGUGUUGACCUACCGGUUUGCUCCGGGGGUGAUUGAAACCUUGCCUCCUCCACCUGGACUCGCCCAGCCAGCUGAUCUUGAGCGAGAAAGGGCGCGGAUCGAGAGUAUCAAGAACUACUCUUACAUCAGGUUGCCGGCCUGUUCUUUUAUCCGAUGGUUGCGAAGGCAGGGUCAGGGAGAGUAUACCAAAGCUCUGAAGGCGCAGGGGGUUGUGCACAACAAUCCUGUCUAUCGUCGUUCUUCUGUUGGUCAAAAACGAAGGAGGGGGUCUCAACACCCUCCUCUGCUAGCUGUCACCGACCCAACUCCUCCCGUUGAGGUUGAUGAGGAUGAUGAUGAUUCUGAUGAAGAGGUGCGGGUGGAUGAUGAUGAUGAGCCUGCACCGGUUAAACUGGUGAGGCAACACUCGAUGUAGAACGAACCCUUGCUCCUCUUCUCUUUUUUUUUAUAAAACCGCUGACUUGUGAUUGUGUUUCAGA
Messenger RNA from Eurytemora carolleeae, 1143 nucleotides. RefSeq lists its product as uncharacterized. The transcript has 4 exons. NCBI's taxonomy places the organism in Eukaryota, Metazoa, Arthropoda, Copepoda, Calanoida, Temoridae. The coding region runs from base 102 to 1079 and encodes 325 amino acids. The record is from RefSeq and is a predicted model, not a curated record.